AUGGCAGCCCCACAACUGACGCCCAUAGUCCCACAUCGAAACUCUAAGCAAAUUGCACACCUCCCAAGGCCUAUAAAAGAGGACAUCCAUCCCAGCUUGAAGAUCGCACACCCUACCGAGGACAUCAGGUACCGAAGAGACUUAAUCACUAAGUUGCGCGGGAAAGUACAGAACCAUUUUUCUGCGUCAACAGUUUGGCGCCGUCUGUGGGAAAUGAUAACAAUCAACCUACAAUUCCUAAACAAAACAAAUGGGAACCACUUCAGGACCACAGUUUCUAUCAGAGGAUGGAUUACCGUACGGUAUGCCAAGUGGAGCAAGCCCGUGCUGCACCCUAGCACUCCCUUCGGUAAUCCACCUGCGCUUCAGACCACGGUCGAAGCGGAGCUUCUGGCUCAGAUGACCUCCCUCCGAAAGGAGAUGGCAAAACUCCAAGAACGUAACAAUCUUCUUUCGUCCAAAGUGGACGAAACCCAACGGUUGCUUAACCAACAAGAAACACAAAACGCUCGGACCACCGAAUCUUCCCAAAGUCAGCAGACCCCCGGUCGGCAGAGGAAGGGAAAGCAGGGGGCAAAGGCAACGCCUGCGCCUUCCAAGCAGCUGGUGGUCCCAGCACCCCAGGGCCAACCGCACGUACCGAAGAAGGUAUACACCGAUUGUCGUCAUCGGAUCAACGACAAAAAGGAUGCCGAACGGCAUAGGUCCCCAAUCAGACUAAACGCCAACUUGAGGGACUCCCGGAUGAGGGUCUUGGGGGAUAAAUCGCCCCUUCGGAGGGCUCAGGGUUUGGAUUCGGCGCAGGAAUCCGACGAUGAGUACAUCCCCACCAGGGACACCGAAUCGAGCUACCGUUUGGAAGCUCCCCCGGAGUAUUCGAAGGCGAGAUCACCAAGUGCAAGGAAAGCUUCCGAAGACUUUGGUUCCGAGGACGUCCCCAGUCGAGACCCCACCAUCCGAUUACUUUUCCAAAGAAUCCAUAAGAUGGAGGAAGACCGAACCCGAUCCUAG
Prunus armeniaca (apricot) is the source of this 1011-nucleotide messenger RNA. The record is from the annotation of a GenBank genome assembly. Lineage: Eukaryota; Viridiplantae; Streptophyta; Magnoliopsida; Rosales; Rosaceae.